Molecule: messenger RNA, 1204 nt
Organism: Pseudogymnoascus verrucosus
Lineage: Eukaryota; Fungi; Ascomycota; Leotiomycetes; Thelebolales; Thelebolaceae
Exons: 2
Coding region: 280-1095 (271 amino acids)
Source: RefSeq, a predicted model, not a curated record
GGCCGAUCGUACGUCACGCCAGCGCGACAUACCGCCAACUUGGGUAUCGUAUCCGUGGCUCAGCCCUGGCGCCUUCCUGUCAGAUCCCCAGCCUUGCAUACUUGGCACCACACAGCCUCGAAGUGAGAGAUUUAGAGGAGCGAUCCUUCUGAAUUUAUUUAUAUAUAUAUAUAGAUAGGGUGUGAUUCAAGCCCAAUAUCCCUCGAACUCGAUAUACACACAGCUACGCUCAGUGAGCAGCCUAUUGGCACCAAAAAUUCUCAGAACACCCUCCUCAAAAUGAACCCCCUCUUUCCCGAAAAACCCUCCAGCGGCCCCUCGCAACAACCCCCCUCCUACACCGCCGCACCCUCCUACCCCCCCGCCCCCCCCUCCUUCAGCACCUCCUUCGCCAGCCUCUCCCUCCACCGCAGCGACCGCAUCCGCUGCCUCCAAUUCCCCACCCAAACCAUCGACGGCAUCCGCGCCACCAUCAAGGCCUCCUACCCCUUCGGCAUCCAGCGCGAAUCCCCCUACGGCCCCUCCCACGAAUUCAAACUCUGCAGCUACCCCUGGUCAGGCCAAGGCCGCGACGCCAUCCCUUCCCGCAUCGUCAUGCGCGAGAUCCUCGCCUACCUGUACCGCUCGGGGUGGAUCUUCCACGUCAGCACGGAUUGCAGCAAGAAGGAGCUGGAUAAGGAUACGAUUGUGUUCCGGCAGCAGCAGGCGCCGCCGCCGCCGGCGGAGUGGAUCGCGAUUAGUUUUAAUCAGUCGGACCGGCUGCGGCUGAUUGGGGCGGAUGAAAUGCUCAAGGCGGCGGUGAGGGAGGUGUUGGUGGGGAUGAGGUUGUUGCAGGAGGAGGCGUGGAAGGAUAGGGCGUUGGGGGCGUGGGAGUUUAAGAUUCAUGGGAGGCCGUGGGUGGCGAGUGGGGAGCAGACGAUGAGUACGAGGUUGUUGCUGUUGAGGCUGUUGGAGUGCCUGGAGAAGCAUGGGUUGAGUCUGUAUGCGAGUAUUGAUCAGAGUCAGGGGCAGGGGGAGGGAACGAGUGAGACGGAUUCGUGGUAUUGUGUUAGGGAUAAGACGUGGGUUCCGGGAGCGCAUGUGUUUCAUCGUUAACUUGUUUUUGCUUUUGCUAUUGCUAUACCCUAGACUAUGAUUUACGGCCGUUUGCAGUUUAUUUUUGAGAUGAUGUAUAUUACUACUUCUGCUCCAGCUUAUAUGAGCC